AUGCGUUCGACACUACUGCUGACGGCUGCCAUCUCACUUGUGACGACCGAUAUCUGUUUAGCCGUCGAUCCAUUGGCCCAAGAGUAUGGCGAGCUAGUGUUUUCAUCACUGCUUUAUAGACACGGUGAUCGAGCAAUUACUGAUGUAUCUUACCCAAAAGAUCCUUAUAGAAACGCAUCUUACUGGCCUAUGGGUUAUGGACAAUUGACUAAUCAAGGAAAAGAAAGACAUUACGAAUUUGGAAAAUGGAUAAGAAAUAGAUACAGUGAUUUUUUGCCUGUUCGAUAUUCAAAUGAAGAUAUAUACAUUCGUAGUACUAGUGUGGAUCGUGCUUUAAUGAGUGCUGCUGUUAAUCUAGCUGGUUUAUAUGCACCAACUGCAGAUCAAAAAUGGAACAACAAAUUAGGAACUUUAUGGCAACCAAUUCCAAUUCAUUCAAUUCCACGAGAUCUCGAUAAGUCUUUGUCUUUUGGUAGUAACUGUCCUCGGUUCACAAGAGAUUUUAAUAACCUUCAAAAUUUACCAGAAAUCCAACGAUUUAAUGAAGAUCACCAGCCUUUAUAUAAUUACCUUAAAGAAAACAGUGGCAUGAAUUUUACUGAUUUAAUUGAUGACACAUUAACUUUAUAUGAUUUAUUAUUAGUUGAGACACAAUUUAACUAUACAUUGCCCAAUUGGACCAAUUCUGUAUUCCCUGACAAAUUAAGAGAAGUUUCUGAAUUGGCUUUUCUAUUGCCAACAUAUACUCCAAUAUUGAAGAAACUAAGUUGUGGUGUAUUGCUUAAUGAAAUCGUUGAUAAUAUGAAACAAAAACGGAAUGGAACUAUGCAAACCGAUUUCAAAUUAUGGGUAUACUCAGCUCAUGAUACCAAUGUAGCUGGUUUAUUACAUUCUUUAAAUGUUUACAAUCAUAAAUUACCACCUUAUGCUGCUGCGGUGUUUGUAGAACUUCGGAAGAGUAAAAACUCAAAUAAUACUUUUGUUGUUACUGUAUCAUAUAGAAACACUUCUACUCAUGAUCCUUAUUUGCUCCAUGUUCCUGGUUGUGAUUCAAUAGCAUGCGAUCUAGACCAGUUUAUUGAUGUUGUGAAUCCAAUUCUACUUACAGACUGGUAUAAAGAAUGCCAUAAGCCUGAAGAAAAUAAUGUUUUGGCAUAUUUUGGAAUUAUUGCAGUAAUAUUGAUAGCGGUUUCAAUCAUAUUUUUUAUGUUGAACAAAAAAUAUUUCAUCUGUUAUUGUGGCAGAAAUUAUCAAAAAUUUUAA
This is a messenger RNA of Macrosiphum euphorbiae (potato aphid), 1263 nucleotides long. The record is from the annotation of a GenBank genome assembly. Lineage: Eukaryota; Metazoa; Arthropoda; Insecta; Hemiptera; Aphididae.